AUGAGGCAAUCAUUCAAAACUGUUGCAAUUGCUUCUAUUCUACUUAUCUUUUUCGUUAUUUCCUAUUUAAAAAACCCAUAUCGAGCUUCAAAUCUAGACAUAAUUGUUACUGUGGUUCCUAAAAAUGGCAAUUCGGAGAAUAUGAAAGAGCUACUACAAGGCAUUCUUGACGACUUCAAGGACUACUUCCAAUCUGUCUUGAAAGGAAAGAUUAAGCAUGAAUAUAAUAUUAUAUUUUAUGGUCUAUCUGUGGAGUUGAAUAAUGACGCUUUGCUACAAGCCAAGCUUUCCGAUGUCGUGAAUAAGGAUGUGGAUACCGAAGACUUCGAUACUGUUAAGGAAGGACUAACAGAAAUUUUAACUAAUUUGAGAAAGAAAGAUAUAAGGAAGAAUGAGAUUAUUAUUGAUGUCAGUGAAGACUUGGAUGUCUCAACUUCCACCUAA
Molecule: messenger RNA, 444 nt
Organism: Priceomyces carsonii
Lineage: Eukaryota; Fungi; Ascomycota; Pichiomycetes; Serinales; Debaryomycetaceae
Exons: 1
Coding region: 1-444 (147 amino acids)
Source: RefSeq, a predicted model, not a curated record